CUACUAAACAUGCCAUGCAUUGGAGACUUAUCUGUUACUUGCAUGGUUGUGGAAAGCUGCAGCUCAGACCUCAUUAUACACUGUCCUAUACAUAUGGAUGAGAGCCCCCCUGACAAUAACACGUUAGAAUUCACACAUAGAAGAAGCCUUACUGCUGUGAAGUGAAAGAUUGUUGUAAGUCUUUCUCAGAUAUAUGACUUUAGCCCCUCAGGUGAGUGAUGUGAUCCAGCGCCUACUUAGCUAUAUGAUUAUUAGCCUAACGAGACUGACCGGUUCGAGCAGCCAUCCAGUCUGGCCUGCGUCGUAAAAGACACCCACAGAAGCAGCUAUCAUUUGCUCCUAAAGCUGAUUAUAAGAGGAGAAACCAACACACAUCUUGUAGGCUCCCUGCCAAAUCAAACUAUUGCAGUCUAUACCGAAUAAAGAUUUGG
Messenger RNA from Aspergillus welwitschiae, 431 nucleotides. RefSeq lists its product as uncharacterized. The record is from RefSeq and is a predicted model, not a curated record. The coding region runs from base 10 to 165 and encodes 51 amino acids. NCBI's taxonomy places the organism in Eukaryota, Fungi, Ascomycota, Eurotiomycetes, Eurotiales, Aspergillaceae. The transcript has 4 exons.